Molecule: messenger RNA, 1037 nt
Organism: Brassicogethes aeneus
Lineage: Eukaryota; Metazoa; Arthropoda; Insecta; Coleoptera; Nitidulidae
Source: the annotation of a GenBank genome assembly
UGUUUUAUACAUACAUAGCUAUCUUCAGUUCAUUGAAAGCUUGGUAAAUUUGUCAAUGAGUGUGUUCUAGGUUAAGUUAUAAGUAUAGACCUGAAAAUCGUUUUAUUUGUUUAUUGUGUGUGUUAGUAUUACACUUCAUUAUGUCCGACACAACAAAGGUACAAGAAUACAAAGACAAUGUGAAAGGUGAAGCAGAACAGUUGGUUCUUAAAGGUUUUCCUGAGACAAUAGUCAGGCUGAACAGCAUUUUAGAGACCAAACAGUUUAAAAACCGUAAAUUUUCUGACAUUCACCAGGACCUCAAUAUUCCUGUGCCUGAUCCUAUAUUACUUAACUGCCACAAUGAUAUGCCUCCCACUAAAAAAACUAAAUUUGACAACAGUUUAUCACAAGAUGGUACCAAAGUUAUGAUAAUUCCAACAGGAUCUGUUCCGACAAACAAAAAUCUUGUUGAACUGAUUGAAAAUGUAAAACCCCAUAUUAGGAAGCUUGUUGAAGACUCCAAUUUGAUGAAAAUGUGGAUUUCCUUUAUGAUACCUAAAAUAGAAGAUGGUAAUAACUUUGGUGUUUCUAUUCAAGAAGACACAUUGGCUGAAGUACAAUCUGUUGAGGCAGAAGCGGCAGCAUUUUUCGAUCAAAUUUCAAGAUACUUCAUCUCUAGAGGAAAAUUAGUUUCUAAAGUUGCUAAGUACCCACAUAUUGAGGAUUACCGCAGAGCAGUUGAAGAAUUAGAUGAGAAAGAAUAUUUGAGUUUAUGGUUGGUUUUGUCAGAAAUAAGAAACAGAUAUUGCGCCUUGCAUGACAUUGUUGUUAAAAAUCUAGAUAAAAUUAAAAAGCCAAGAUCCAACAAUGCAACAGAAUCUCUGUAUUAAUUUAAUAAUUUUUUGAAUUUUAAUACAAGUGAGUACUUUCUAUUAUGUUUGUUUGAUUUAUUGUUGGUAUUAAUUGAGAUAUAAAGUAUUUUUCAUAAUAAAUAGGUGGAUCUUAUUUAAAGCUUUGGAUUUUGUAUUCUUACCCAUUAAAACAGUUUUUAACAA